Molecule: messenger RNA, 822 nt
Organism: Melanaphis sacchari
Lineage: Eukaryota; Metazoa; Arthropoda; Insecta; Hemiptera; Aphididae
Exons: 3
Coding region: 1-822 (273 amino acids)
Source: RefSeq, a predicted model, not a curated record
AUGGGGCCUAAAUCAAAAUCGAGAGCAGCAAAAAGAGCUGCGAAAUUUCAUAAGGAGUUAAUGGAAGAUGCUAAUAAUCCAAAGCAAAAGAAAUUAAAUUUUCAACCUGCACGUUUUCAGCAAGAAUUAUUAAUAUCAAAAAAUAAGGAUUCUGAGUCAAUUGAAAUAAAUAAAAUUUUGCCGGAAAACAUUAACUGCACAGUCGGUGAAACUAAGAAAAAUAUAAAUGAGAAAAGUAAUUCACACGAAAAAGGACUAAUGAAAAUAAAUGUAAUCUCAUUUCAAAACGAACUUUCAAAUAUUUAUAAUGACAAUAUGACGCCAUCUUUAUCAAAUUUUAUACCACCACCAUCAAAUAUUUCAGCAGAUAUCAAAUUUAAAUUUUGGAAAAAUCAUCCUAUUCAGCCAUUUUUAGAAGUAGGAAAAUUGAAAUUAGAUCGAAUUUAUUUAAAAAAAUUGUCCAAUGGUGAUGCAAUAAAUAGGAAAUGGAUUUCAUUUUCAGUCGACACUAAAUUAUUUUAUUGUGCUACAUGUAUGGCAUUUUCAGUUGGUUCUGAAUCAAAAUUUAUUUCUGGUUAUAAUGCUUUAGCAAAAUCAAACCAUAAUCCCUAUAAAGAUAUUGAACGACAUGAAAAUUCGACUAUUCAUCAAAAUGCUGCAAAUGCAGUUCUUCGUUGUAAUUUGGAAAAUGAUAUAGGUAGAUUAAUAAAUCGAAAUUUCAUUAUGAAACGUGCAAAAGAAAUAGAACAGCGUAGAAUGGUACUCAAUCAGGCCCGUACUGGCCCACCGGGACACCGGGAAUUUUCCCGGUGCGCCCCAUGA